AUGGGCCCGGUGUCCUUCGAGGAAGAAGAUGAAGUGACAGAUACUCCCGGAGGGAAGACCAUUCUGGCUGACACGGCUGAAAUGCACACUCCCUACUCUUCCUGGAAGAGACUGUUAUCUUUCUUCAAUGGCUUCACGGCGAUAUCUGGUGUGAUCCUCACUGGCCGGGGCAUCUAUGGCAGCUUCAGAGGGGCUAUCCUGGCGAGGGUCCUCGCGCUGUCCUCCGCAUACCUCCUUCACGUUGGCUCCCUGUGCCCGGCAAUGAGCUGCCUCACGGGGCCGCUUGGCUUUGCCCGGUGGUCUGGAGCAACCAAAGGAGGCAGAGACACUCUCUUGUUUGUAAGUCGGAUCUGCACACAGACCCCAAAGCUCCCAGCCCCCUCCCUCCCUUCCCUCCGUGUCUUCCAAUGUUUCCCGUUCGUGGUUAUCAUUCUCAUCGCUGAAAUCACAGUGGUCCUCGCCUUCUUCCCCAUUGUUCAAGAAGUGGCCUUGGAGCACGUCUUCGCGACCCUGAGGAAGAAUCUUAAUUACAGUGAGCAGGACGACUGUUCCGCGGAAUGGAACUUGGUCACGGGGACGCUAAAGUGCUGUGGGGCAAGGAACUACACAGGCUUUUCUGGGUCUUCCUUUGAAAUGACUGCUGGUCCCUCGGACCCCAGGGGCUGCAGCCCACAAGGGUGA
This is a messenger RNA of Prionailurus viverrinus (fishing cat), 681 nucleotides long. RefSeq names its product tetraspanin 16 (gene TSPAN16). Gene Ontology annotation, cellular component: membrane. Lineage: Eukaryota; Metazoa; Chordata; Mammalia; Carnivora; Felidae. The record is from RefSeq and is a predicted model, not a curated record.